Messenger RNA from Diaporthe amygdali, 1974 nucleotides. RefSeq names its product glycoside hydrolase. Lineage: Eukaryota; Fungi; Ascomycota; Sordariomycetes; Diaporthales; Diaporthaceae. The transcript has 7 exons. Bases 1 to 1974 code for a protein of 657 amino acids. The record is from RefSeq and is a predicted model, not a curated record.
AUGAUACGACCGGUGGCGAUGCUAUUUCGAGUUGCCAUCGUGCAUCGCGUCUUCAACCCGAAACUGUCAGUCUGCGCCGGGAUCACCAACGCACGUGGGGCCCACUCCCACCCCAUCGAGUCAUGGAUCCUACGCUCUGCAAAUGCAGGAACUGCGCCGAAAUGGGACCACGCCUUUUCUACCUCGCAUCCGGCCAAGGGGUCCGAGACGGCAUCGGGCGCCCCCAUGGCCCACUUCCAUUGUCAUGUCUUACACCACCAGGCCGCCGCCCUGCCAGACCAUCAUCCCUUCCGUCUCUCCAAGUCCGAUCUGAUCUCGUUAUUCUUCUCCGUCCUACCCUACCUACUACCUACUGCACUCUUUCUUAACUCGCGGGACCUUGGGUCCUCCGGUGCACUAUGCGUCCUGGGCGAUGCUAUCGGAUGUCUCAUCUACUCCUUCCUAUGCCUGAUUGCCAACAGCCUUCUGGUCUGGCUAAUCUGGACGCACAAUGAGAGGAAGACAUACAUCGCCUUCAUCGCAUACUUCACACUAAUCGCCACCUAUUCCAGUAUCAUUCAACAACUCUACGAUUACAUCUUCUGGAGGGACCUCAUGGUUGAACAGUACUUCUAUGGCAAGGACCACGCCGACGAUGCCGAGGUUCAGUACCAGAAGGGCAUAUUCGGCCUCAAGCUGGUCCUCUCAUACAUCCGCAUUUUCGCAUUCAUUGUGGAAUCAACACUCGUUUUCUUCUUUUCCUUUUCUUUGACGGCAACCGUCUAUGGCUGGUGGGCAAAGAAGCCGAAGACCCUACGUAUACUAUCGAUUACGGGUCGAAUUGUCCCAAUCACCCUAGCAGUGAUAUCGAUCGUACUGCUCCAGCUUGAGUUCACGCAUAGAAGCUUCAUGGUAUAUAUGGCCGUGGCAAAUGCGCAAUCGUUCGUGAUGCUUUGCGUCUUUGAGUACACCAACAUCGGGCCCAGACUUUCAGCGAAAGGGCACGUCGUAGAGAGCGCAUACAAGCCCGAGCCCGACCUCUCCCACAAGCGGGCGCUUUCCAGCGUAAGGGGCUAUCUAUCAGGGGUGUCACCCAGCCUACUCGCCUUCGUAGUUUUCGGCACCACCAAGACCUUCCAGAAGAAGAUGUACAGAACCUUCGUGCCCAAAUUCCUCCGCAAGGGCGGCCGCGACGACGACGAUAUGUUCACGUGCAGGAAUGCGGCGCAAGUGCCCUCAUCAGACUAUAGCAGCACCCUCCGGGCAUCUUCGACAAUCCUCCCACCACCAAGCACAGCCAACACCUACGUCAAUUCGCCACGAACUCUCUCACAUCAGGACUCAAACCUAUCUAUCCGCAAGCUCGAGCCAACAGCGCUUCUGUCAACCAUCCCAGACGAGCCCGACGAUUUCGCAGAGGAGGACCCACGGUUCCCCCGCCGCAGCCAGAUCGGCAUGGCGCUCAGCAAGCUCCCGACACCGCCGGAGAUCAGAGACGGCUACGCCACCUCCACGCCGGACAACGGCCCAUACUCCCCCAGGACACCAAUCUACUCGAGCAUCCGCAGCCCGUCCAGGACCGAGAACCUGCCCAGCCCGCGGAUCCACACGCGCCACGAGAGCGCCGCCACCACCACCACGCCGACGACCACCAUCUCGCACCACCACCACAGCUUCUCCCGGCCGGCGAGCCGGUCGGUAGACCACGGGCCCUCCUCGCGGCCGCUGACCCACUCGCACUCGGCGGACCUCAGCCGCGGGCGCAGCCGGAGCCGGUCGAGGACGCGGGCGGGCGGGGGCGCCUUCUCGAGGGACGCGUCGCACGACAGCAGCAGCAGCAGGGUGCCGAUCUCGCGGUUCAACAACCUCGCGGGGGCGGCCAGGGGAGGAGGGCCCGGGGACGGCGGGGACGACGGGGCCGGCAGCGCGGCCAUGUCGAUGACGACCAUCUGGAGCGAUGCGCCCCGGCGGGGCAGCAAGCAUAGCAGGACAUGA